AUGUCCCAGUCAGGCCCACCCGCAGACGCCAAGCAGGCCCAGGCGGCUGCGCUUGCAGAGCUCGAGAACGCACAGCGCCGCAAGCGCACCAUUGACUCCACCUUGGCCAACCUCGAAGCGUCGAUCUGGGCCUUUGAGGGCAGCUAUCUCGACGAGACGGCGGCUUCUGGCGGUAACAUUGUCAAGGGCUUCGACAACUACCUCAAGCCUCCCGGUACCCAGAACAAGAAGAAGGUCGAUAACUCUGACGUCGACCGUCUCUUCUCGACGAGUUCAGUCACUUUCCAACAGAGUCUUGAGCGCCAGUAUGCCAUGGCUGCGUCUAGGGCUAUCAUGCCCCCGCCUCCAAUCCCGACGUACUCGACCCAGCCUUCAAGCUCGAGCUACUCAAACUACACCCAGACUCGCAUGGCGAAUGCCCGCCAGUCGCAUGCAGCUGGCCCGUCCACUGUCUCUACUCCCUCAUACUACGUCCCCAACCUUCCCGCCAACCAGGCGCCGCACGCGACAUACCAGGUGCCUCCUCUGUGGGCUCGCCAUACGGGCAACGACCGUAUCGGUCUUGCCACCCCGAACUCGAACGCAAUUGCCUCGAGAUCCGGCAGUGCGAGCAACCCCAUCAUGACCUCUGACAACUGCAACAACCUUCCUGCAACCGCCGCCGCCGCCGCCGCCGGGCCGACGCAGACCCUGCCGCAGCCGCAGACCGAGACCUUGCUCGCGCUCACUCCCGCUGAGAUUGCGGCGUACGCCAGCAUCGACUUUACGCAGCUGAGCAACGCCGAACUGAGCCUGCUUGCUGCCAAGCUUGGUCCCUUCGUUGACUCGGCGGUGCAGGCCCAGGUUCACGCCCCGGGCGCCAGCGCCAGCGCGAGGAUGAGCACCAGCCCCAGCACCGGCACCGGCACCGCCCCCGGGAACUCCACUUCGACGUCUGCGCCUGUGCCAGCGACCAUGGUGGUCCCCACGCUCCCGCCCCUGCCCCUGCCUGCUACUACUACACUGCCGACCCCCGCGACUCCUACGAGCAUGCCCACGGCGUCGGCGACCAUGACGAUGCCCAUGCCCACGCCGCCCGCACCCUCGACCCCCGGCCCGUCGGGCCCCGUGGGUCCGACCAUGCCCUACACCCCCGUGACGCCCACCCAGUCGGAUGGUAUCGCCGCCCUGCCGGCCGACGCACUCAUCCACUCGAGUCCACAGGAUGUGUGA
This is a messenger RNA of Apiotrichum porosum, 1212 nucleotides long. RefSeq lists its product as uncharacterized. The transcript has 5 exons. The coding region runs from base 1 to 1212 and encodes 403 amino acids. Gene Ontology annotation, cellular component: NuA4 histone acetyltransferase complex. The record is from RefSeq and is a predicted model, not a curated record. Lineage: Eukaryota; Fungi; Basidiomycota; Tremellomycetes; Trichosporonales; Trichosporonaceae.